Cynara cardunculus var. scolymus (artichoke) is the source of this 1521-nucleotide messenger RNA. Its product is annotated as increased DNA methylation 1-like. Gene Ontology annotation, biological process: negative regulation of DNA-templated transcription. The transcript has 7 exons. Bases 1 to 1521 code for a protein of 506 amino acids. Gene Ontology annotation, molecular function: transcription corepressor activity; acyltransferase activity, transferring groups other than amino-acyl groups. NCBI's taxonomy places the organism in Eukaryota, Viridiplantae, Streptophyta, Magnoliopsida, Asterales, Asteraceae. The record is from RefSeq and is a predicted model, not a curated record.
AUGCGAAAAGGGUAUAACGGGAAGGCUUUAAGGUUUACGAAUCCAAGCCCGACCAAGAAACGGGCUUCGAGUCGAAAAUCGUCAGAUAAAAAACGAAGGGUCGAUGGUUGUUUAGCAACGACGAAUGUAGGAACGAGCUCAUCAAAGUCGCAAAGAAACACCACUCGUAGAAGCAAGAGGCUUGAGAUCCGUAACACUGAAGAAAGAAGAAAAAAUGGGACCAUUUUUUCAUGGCUCAUAGAUUCGGAAAUAGUCCCAGAGGGUGCGACUGUCUACUACACGGGUCUCACGACUCAAGCGGGUUUCAAGAGAGGGACGUUAGAGCGAAACGGGAUUUUCUGCACUUGUUGUCGAUGCAUUUUCACGAUUCGGGAUUUCCAAUUGCACACGGGCGGCCGAGUUUGUGACAAUCCGUAUGAUGCGAUCGGAGUCGACGGAAUUCGAGGCGACGGUAGCAUUACUCCGCUUUCGCAAUGUAUGGAAUCCGCUUUGCAGAAUCGAAACGAACCGGAACACCACGGGGUCAAACACGUUAAGACCAAAGGAUCUGAUGGCGAUAUUUACGACGAUGCGUGCAUUCUAUGUGCCGAUGGCGGGAAUCUGAUCUGUUGUGAACAAUGUAAUUCGACGUUUCAUGCGAAAUGCUUAGGUAUGCAGGUGGUUCCUGAUGAACCAUAUUACUGUGCUUAUUGCGCUUGUAGAUUAUGUGGGAUGCCUGUUACCAACACGGAUUCUUCCUCUCUCACUUGUUCUUUAUGUGAAAAACAAUACCAUGUAAAGUGCUCAAAGGAGUCGGUAAGAAUCGAUGUCAAUCGAUUUCCAAGAGCAUUUUGUGCGAAAAGUUGCAGAAAGAUUCAUGAGAAGUUGGAAAGCAAGAUCGGAGUUCGAAGAGAACUUGUAGAUGGCUUAUCGUGGACUCUCCUACAUAGGUUCGAUAAAGAAUAUGGUUCUUAUGAAGUUGGCAUAUCCAAAAGACUUGAGUCCUAUUGCAAGCUUGCAGUUGCAUCCAGGAUAUUGACCGCUUGUUUCGAGCCUAUAAAAGAUCGACACACGAGGAUUAACAUGAUUCGAAACGUAGUGUACAAUUGCGGAUCGCAUUACCGACGGAUAAAUUUUUGCGGGUUCUUCACUGCAAUACUUGAAAAAGGGGAUGAAAUUAUUGGAGUGGCAUCCAUCAGAAUUCAUGGAAGUAAUCUUGCAGAGCUACCAUUUAUAGCAAUCGCUGAACCACACAGAAACAAGGGAAUGUGUGGCAAACUGUUGAAUGGGAUUGAAUCUGAUCUUGAAGAUUUUGGAGUAAGAAACGUGGUUAUCCCUUCCUCCUCCGAGACGAUUAAGGUCUGGAAUGAAAAGUACGGUUUUAAUCUCGUAAAAGAGGAAACAAAAAAAGAAAUCAUGAAACUGAACACCCUAAUGUUCCAUGAUUGUUUAAGAAUGCAGAAGACCAUCGUAGUACUCCCAGAAAGAAUUGAUUUAAACGCUGAGCCACCUCACGAGUACGACGAAGUAAUAGACAUGUAA